This is a messenger RNA of Suillus discolor, 1127 nucleotides long. RefSeq lists its product as uncharacterized. The transcript has 3 exons. Lineage: Eukaryota; Fungi; Basidiomycota; Agaricomycetes; Boletales; Suillaceae. The coding region runs from base 385 to 921 and encodes 178 amino acids. The record is from RefSeq and is a predicted model, not a curated record.
GUUACUCAGCAACAAAUGGACCCAACUUACUUGCAAACAACGGCAUCUCGCCCCUCACAUCAACACUUCCAUUUCCUUUUAUGAAUUGCCCAUCGUACGAGGCAGCCUUCAAUCCCUAUUCUCUGGCUUUUCCCAACCUACCUGAACAAGUGCCUUUUGCCGAGCAGCCAGUUUCCACGUUUUCAGGACCCUCGCUCAGUGCCACUACGUACGACAGGUCUACUGCGGGGCCAUUUUGCUCUGGACCUUUCACUUCCAACUCGCUUGACAUAUCUUCUGAUCACGCAUCUUUUGUCAACAACGGCGAUGUCCGCGCUAAUGAAGGUCCCCUUCCGCAACCACAAUGGAUUGACUAUUCCGAUCGCAUUGACGUAGAAAUGACGGAUGCUGUCAUCAAAUCCACGAGACCCUCCCUUGACUUCCGUCCUCUUGAUGUCACUGCGAUGCACUAUGCUUGUACCUAUGAACCUCCAGUUGCAAUUACCGUAUCUGGCGGAGCCUCAACAUAUGUGUCUGCAGUUGGCCCUAGCUCCGAAGAAUUUUCUACGAACGUCGAAGCUAGCUAUUCUCAGCCUGUAUUGGAUUCUACUUCAGCUAUUCAGUCUGAGCUGGGCCAUAGUUCGCAUUGGUCAUCUAGCAUUCUUGAAGCACACUCGGCUGUAUUUUCAGCGCCCACACGAGAACAACCUACCGACUUCCCUGGUUCUAGAUACCCCUGUUCUGGACUUUCUGAGAUAUCAUCAGCGGAGCAAAAUGUUUACGGGAUUACCGCUCGGGGACGAGAUAUACCAAGGACCGCCUGGAAAGCCAAUCCACUUCACAGCAUCCUCGAGAACGAGGAGUACGCUCAACAUGCAAGUUCUGCAGACCUCAAUGUUGACGUUCACGAACACGCUGCACCCCAGUCCAUUCCUGCUUUAAACCCAGUGAUCCACGCAAAGACCGUUGUGCAGCCACCUGGACACUUUAACGAUACCAUUACCUCGGUCCGUCGCCAACCCCAGUACAUCGCCCCGCCGGCACUGAGCAUCACCGGGAGAGGCUCUGAUGGAAAAGAAACCCAGACAGACAUUGAUGCGACGUCCGAACCAGACGACGAUACCAAGACUGAGCCAGACGACGACGCU